Molecule: messenger RNA, 1191 nt
Organism: Striga hermonthica
Lineage: Eukaryota; Viridiplantae; Streptophyta; Magnoliopsida; Lamiales; Orobanchaceae
Source: the annotation of a GenBank genome assembly
AUGGCCUUGAAGCUGAAUGCCAUCAACUUUGAAUCCCCAAAAUGCCCGUCGUUUUCUCUUCCUCCGAUGGCCGCCCACCGGUCGCCGAGAUUUUUGAUGGCCUCCACCCUCCGCUCGGGCUCAAAUGAGGUUGAGACCGGCAAGAAGCCGUUCAGUCCCCCACGCGAGGUUCACAUUCAAGUCACUCAUUCCAUGCCGCCUCAAAAGAUAGAGAUCUUCAAAUCCAUGGAGGGAUGGGCCGAGAACAAUAUACUGACUCACCUCAAACCCGUCGAGAAGAGCUGGCAGCCUCAGGAUUUUCUGCCAGACCCCUCUUCUGAUGGAUUUCACGAUCAGGUCAGGGAACUGAGGGAAAGAGCCAAGGAGAUUCCCGAUGAUUAUUUUGUUGUUUUAGUUGGUGAUAUGAUCACUGAGGAAGCCCUCCCGACUUACCAGACGAUGCUUAAUACUUUGGAUGGCGUUCGAGAUGAAACGGGAGCUAGCCCAACUCCUUGGGCUAUUUGGACGAGGGCUUGGACGGCUGAGGAAAAUCGGCACGGGGACCUUCUGAAUAAGUAUCUCUACCUUUGUGGACGGGUUGACAUGAGGCAAAUAGAGAAGACUAUUCAGUAUUUGAUUGGUUCAGGAAUGGACCCAAGGACAGAGAACAGCCCUUACCUGGGCUUCAUUUACACGUCUUUCCAGGAACGGGCCACAUUCAUCUCCCAUGGAAACACGGCCCGUCUAGCCCGGGCCCAUGGAGACCUCAAGCUGGCCCAAAUCUGUGGGACCAUCGCCUCAGACGAGAAGCGACACGAAACUGCAUACACCAAAAUUGUCGACAAGCUUUUCGAAGUGGACCCAGACGGGACUGUGCUAGCAUUUGCCGACAUGAUGCGAAAAAAGAUUUCAAUGCCGGCCCACCUUAUGUAUGACGGGCUUGACGACAGCCUGUUCGAGCACUUCUCUGCCGUGGCCCAGCGACUCGGUGUAUACACUGCUAGGGACUAUGCUGACAUCCUCGAGCACCUGGUGGGCCGGUGGAAGGUGGCGGGCCUGAUGGGCCUGUCUGGGGAGGGGAGAAAGGCCCAGGAGUACGUGUGUGGGCUGCCGCAGAGGAUUAGGAGACUGGAGGAGAGGGCUGCGGGCCGGGCCAAGCAAGGCCCGAGGAUCCCGUUCAGCUGGAUUUACGGUAGGGACGUGCAGCUCUGA